GGAGUGUGUGUGUGUGUAGAGUGUUAAAAACAGGAGAACAGUUAGAUGAUAAGGUGGUGUUUUGCAUUUCUCUUGCAGACAAGUUCUUUUGUUUCUGUGAAAUUUUCAGAGUCUACAGCGUGGAUUUAUAGCACAGGAAAAAGCAUGCAUUCAUGAAGAGAAAGAUGAGCUGACGUUUUAUUACUACAGAGGUACAUAUAGACUACAUGGAAGCAGGGAGUCAUGAUCACUCUCAUAGACUUUCCAGCUCAUGUGGGGCUGAUUUCGGCUGCUGGAGAGCUGAAGAUGCCAUUCUCAGACACGGUCAAGUACUGCAUCCUGGGCAUCUCCGUCACUCUGCUUCUGCUGGCCUUGUGCAUCUUGGCCUGGCAGGCCUUCAGAUGCUGCACCCAGAAACACAAAGUGUAUGCCCGGCAAGAUACAGCGAGCAGUGAUCUGCUGUACUCCCAUGUAAAGUCAGCACCAGUAGGAAAGAAUUCAGGAGCUCCAGGUACUAAGGUGGAGGACGUCAGCACUGAGGCCCACAGGCUGAGUCGUUGUCUGUCUCAGGCUCAGUUUCCCUCCUCAGGAUCCAGCCAGUCAGAGGGAGACGUGGGAGAGCAGACCAACAUUACAAAGGCCGAUGGAUCGCUACGUUUCUCUGUCUACUAUGACCAGCUGCAGUCCCGUCUGGUGGUCACCGUUUUGCAGGCGGAGGGUCUUCUGGAGCACCGCCAGACCUGCAGCCUCCAACCAUUUGUUAAGCUAAGACUCAUGAAGGCAGCCUCAGAAGCAGUGGAAGUGCAGGGCUGUAAGAAUGAGGAGGGUGAAGGGAUGCCGCCUGCUCUGUGGACAGUGCUGCAUGAGUGGCGGACUCGCAUUGUGAAGGGCAGCUGUAACCCUUUAUUUGGAGAUCAGUUCAGCUGUAUUCUGCAGCAGGAUAAAGACAGUCUUCAUCGCAUCAACCUCAGGAUGGAGGUGAGGGACUUUGAUAAAUUCUCCAGACACACAGUGUUAGGAGAGGUGAGAGUUCCUCUAGGGCAGCUCAACAUCUCUUACCCUCUGGAGCUACAAGAGGAUCUGCAAAUACCCCAGAAGGAUCUUGUAGGACAGGUGCUGCUGUCACUCAAGUUUCUUCCCACUUCUCAGAGGCUAGAGGUUGGUCUGCUAAAGGUCAGAACAGUCCUCGCUGAGAUAUGCUCAGAUGCAGCCUUGUACGCCAGGAUCAGCGUCCAAUGCAAUCAGUGCAAGUUGAGGUACCAAAAGACCUCUGUAGUCGCCCGGUGCCCUGUGACUGUCUUCAAUGAGGUGCUCAUGUUCUCCCUGCCUGAGUUUCCUCUGGAGCGGUGUAAAAUUAUGGUCUCUGUGUAUGAGACUCACAUGACUAGGAAAUCAACCAAACACCUGAUGGGACAGAUGACUGUGGGGAAGGAGAAGAGUUCACAAGACAAGCACUGGAACUUGAUGAUGCACUCAUUCCGCCAGCCAGUAGCAGAGUGGCACGGACUGCUGAUCUGAGCUACAGCUCAUAAACCCUCUGUCCUUCACUCCUUAGAUGUCUGUACCUGCUUGUAUUUAACUAGAAGCCAUGAUGCUUGUGCAUUUGACUGUUGAGGCAUCUGCACCUGCUUAAUUGAAGGGCAAGCAAGGACUCCUUUCCCUCUUGACUCCACAGUGGUAAAGAGGUCUUCCUGUUCCAGGAAAGUUGAGUGACUGCUCAACUGAAACCUAAGGUUACUCAGUGUACUUGUUCACUCACAUCUCUUCUUUCUUUUUAUCUUAAAAUCUCAUCAUAUUGAAAGGGCUCUAAAGAU
Toxotes jaculatrix (banded archerfish) is the source of this 1793-nucleotide messenger RNA. It is a transcript of the gene syt19, whose product is annotated as synaptotagmin XIX. Gene Ontology annotation, biological process: regulation of calcium ion-dependent exocytosis; cellular response to calcium ion; calcium-ion regulated exocytosis. The transcript is spliced from 9 exons. Gene Ontology annotation, molecular function: calcium ion binding; phosphatidylserine binding; calcium-dependent phospholipid binding. Lineage: Eukaryota; Metazoa; Chordata; Actinopteri; Toxotidae. Gene Ontology annotation, cellular component: axon; synapse. The record is from RefSeq and is a predicted model, not a curated record. The coding region runs from base 223 to 1497 and encodes 424 amino acids.